Lucilia cuprina (Australian sheep blowfly) is the source of this 776-nucleotide messenger RNA. RefSeq lists its product as uncharacterized. NCBI's taxonomy places the organism in Eukaryota, Metazoa, Arthropoda, Insecta, Diptera, Calliphoridae. The record is from RefSeq and is a predicted model, not a curated record. Bases 276 to 761 code for a protein of 161 amino acids. The transcript has 3 exons.
UAAAAAAACAAUUAUUUAAUCUUUACAGUUUUGGACAAGAUUGUGCAUAUGAAAAUAAAAUAAAAUAUUUUUUUUUGGGAAAACAAGCCAGAAAUCAAUAAAGAUAUACAUAUUUACUGUUGACACAUCAAUAACACUAAACAACUAAAAAGUCGUGGUUUUCAUAGCAGUUGUUGACUUUUCAACAACGAAAGCAAGCGCUAUAGAGGAGACACUUGGGAAACCCACUGUAAAAGAAAACAACGAAAACCUAAAUAAAUAAACGCCAAAUCAUAAUGAAUUGGCUGAGUUUUUCUGUAUUGACGGUGCUGCUUUGCCUGACCCAAGUGGCGUCACUGUCUUUAGAUCCAGUGGCUUCAUCAGAACUGGAACAACACAUUAAAAAGGGUGAUUGUGUUAUAUCGAUGCGUCAUAUAAGACCCCGCCGCAAACUACACAUUUCAAUUGAAGCUUUAUUUAUGAUCGAUUUUCCCACCCUUAAACAUAAAAUGUCUUUCUUCUUGGAUCGCAAACAGCAAAGAGUUACCUUGGAUAUGAGUGCUGCUGGAGAAGUGGAAUCAUUACACUUCGAUAUACCUCACACCAAUGAGACAAGUACUAUACGUUCCUUGGCUUUACACUUUCAUAAAAAUCGUAUUUCUUUGUUGGUGGAUUGUAAGGAAACCUCUUCACAUGAAGUGGAUAUGAAUCUGACAAAACUGUAUACACAAAUGGAUGAUCCAGUGGUUAAGUUGGUAUGUGUCAACAGAACUAGAACAUAACAAGAACAUAACAAG